Messenger RNA from Eptesicus fuscus (big brown bat), 2040 nucleotides. It is a transcript of the gene SLC5A8, whose product is annotated as solute carrier family 5 member 8. The transcript is spliced from 15 exons. NCBI's taxonomy places the organism in Eukaryota, Metazoa, Chordata, Mammalia, Chiroptera, Vespertilionidae. Gene Ontology annotation, molecular function: organic acid:sodium symporter activity. The record is from RefSeq and is a predicted model, not a curated record. Gene Ontology annotation, cellular component: membrane. Gene Ontology annotation, biological process: sodium ion transport; propanoate transmembrane transport. Bases 59 to 1894 code for a protein of 611 amino acids.
GCCGUGCUCCCGGGAGUCGCCAGUUUGCGCGCAGGUGCACCCGGGGGACCGUGCGGCCAUGGACCCGUCGCGGGGUAUCGGCACCUUCGUGGUGUGGGACUACGUGGUGUUCGCUGGGAUGCUGCUCAUCUCGGCCGCCAUCGGCAUCUAUUACGCCUUCGCGGGGGACAAACAGCAGACCUCCAAGGACUUCCUGAUGGGCGGCCGCCGAAUGAGCGCCGUGCCGGUGGCGCUGUCGCUUACCGCCAGCUUCAUGUCCGCGGUCACUGUCCUGGGCACCCCCACCGAGGUCUACCGUUUUGGGGCCAUAUUCAGCCUCUUUGGCAUCACCUACCUCCUUGUGGUGGUCAUCAGCGCGGAGGUCUUCCUCCCCGUGUUCUAUAAACUGGGAAUUACCAGCACCUACGAGUAUUUAGAACUUCGAUUUAACAAAUAUGUUCGUCUCUGUGGAACAAUCGUCUACAUUAUCCAAACAGUGCUGUAUACUGGAAUUGUUAUUUAUGCCCCUGCCCUGGCGUUGAAUCAAGUCACAGGAUUUGAUCUGUGGGGCGCAGUGGUGGCUACAGGGGUAGUCUGCACAUUCUACUGCACGCUGGGUGGUCUUAAGGCAGUUGUCUGGACGGAUGUGUUUCAAGUCGGGAUCAUGCUGGCGGGAUUUGUUUCUGUGAUUAUACAAGCUUCGGUGAUUCAAGGGGGAAUCGGCACUAUUAUAAAUGAUUCCCGUAAUGGUGGAAGAUUAAACUUCUGGAAUUUUAAUCCUAAUCCUUUGCAAAGACACACAUUCUGGACAAUUAUUUUAGGAGGGACCUUCACGUGGACCAGCCUGUAUGGUGUCAACCAAUCCCAAGUGCAGAGAUAUAUUUCCUGUAAAAGCAGAUUCCAGGCAAAACUGUCUCUCUACAUCAAUCUUGUGGGACUCUGGGUAAUCCUCGUCUGUGCAGUGCUUUGUGGGCUCGCCCUAUAUUCCAGGUACCGGGACUGCGAUCCUUGGACAAACAACCAAGUGUCUGCACCAGACCAGCUCAUGCCUUAUUUGGUCCUGGACAUUCUGCAAGAUUACCCAGGACUUCCCGGACUUUUUGUGGCCUGUGCUUACAGUGGAACAUUAAGCACAGUGUCCUCCAGUAUUAAUGCCUUAGCAGCAGUAACUGUGGAAGAUUUAGUCAAACCUAACUUCAGCUCGCUUUCAGAGAGAUCGCUCUCUUGGAUUUCUCAAGGAAUGAGUGUGCUGUUUGGAGUCCUGUGUAUUGGAAUGGCUGCUUUGGCAUCACUAAUGGGAGCUUUGUUGCAGGCAGCACUCAGCAUAAUUGGCAUGAUUGGUGGACCACUCCUGGGCUUGUUUAGUUUGGGCAUUUUGGUUCCCUUUGCCAACUCAAUUGGAGCACUUAUUGGUCUGAUGGCUGGAUUUGCUGCUUCUUUCUGGGUCGGAAUUGGAGCUCAACUCUAUCCCCCACUUCCCGAGAGAACCAUGCCACUAAGCCUUGAAACCUAUGGCUGUAACAACACACACAAUGGGUCGAAUUGGAUGACAACCACAGCAAUGCCAUUUUCUACUAGUGCUUUUCAAGCACACAACGUUGAAAGGACUCCACUGAUGGAUAACUGGUAUUCUUUAUCGUAUCUAUACUUCAGCACCCUUGGAACUCUGGUAACAUUAUUCGUGGGAAUACUUGUCAGUUUACCAACAGGAGGAAGAAAACAAAACUUAGACCGAAAAUUUCUAUUAACUAAAGAGGACACUUUAUUCAAUUUUAACAACUUUAAGAAGAAGGAGCAGGUUUUAAGCUACAAAUCUCAUCCAGUAGAAGAAGGUGGAACCGAUAAUCCUGCUUUCAACCACAUCGAAAUGAACUUCACAGACCCAAGUGGCAGGACCAGUGGGACUCACUUGUGAAGCAGCUGUGAUACUCGAUGAUCGUACACAGUGGCCUACUUUUAUAUGUUUUCUAAGACAAUUCGAUCAUAUAUAUAUAUAUAUAUUUUGUCCAUCAUGAGUGUUUUGGGGGAAACCUUUGGGGGAUAAAAUGUUGUUAAAGCAAA